CUCUCUCAAGUCAAUGUGCUAUGCCCAGCUACCUGUGCAGAGCAUCUAGAUUUCUCAGCUCAGCUCCCACGAUCAGACUCGCUUCUUCGAACCCUGCAAGAUUUCGCUGCUCUGUUAAGCUUUCGACCAUGUCUAAUGGAGAAGGAGCUGUUCGCUUCCCCUUAUCCGCUUCAAGCACUCUCGUAAUCCAAAAGGGAGAUAUCACCAAGUGGUCCGUCGACGGCUCCACGGACGCCAUCGUCAAUCCAGCAAAUGAGGGGAUGCUUGGAGGUGGUGGUGCAGAUGGAGCUAUACAUAGGGCUGCUGGCCCAGAUCUUCUGCAAGCAUGCUAUAGUGUCCCAGAAGUCAGGCCACGUGUUCGCUGUCCCACCGGAGAAGCAAGGAUCACCCCGGGUUUUAAGUUGCCUGCAUCUCAUGUAAUUCAUACUGUUGGACCCGUGUACCGUUCUGGCAGCAACCCGGAAACCUUUCUGAGUGCUGCGUACAGGAAUAGCUUGACCUUAGCCAAAUCAAACAACCUUCAGCAUAUCGCGUUUCCUGCUAUUUCUUGUGGUGUGUAUGGAUAUCCGUAUGAUGAAGCAGCCACAGUAUCUAUAUCCACAAUUAAGGAGUUUGCGGAUGGCCUAAAGGAGGUGCACUUUGUUCUCUUCGCAGACGAUAUUUACGAUGUUUGGGUGAAAAAGGCCAAUAAAUUGCUUAAAGCUUAAUAUGCACCGUGAGCAAGCAAUUAGCAGAUAUAUGAGUUUACCUUUCUAUCAGUGUAAUUGGAUGCAAAACCUCUUAUGUAGAACCGAAGUUUAUUGGCUUGUAAUGUGCAGAACGAAAUGGUGAAAUAAAGCGUGCCGUAGAUUGCCAAUGUACUCGAGAUAUUAUCGCAAAAAAUACCAUGGAAUUAUAUGAAAUGUAUGCAUUGCAGAA
This is a messenger RNA of Malus domestica (apple), 918 nucleotides long. RefSeq lists its product as uncharacterized. NCBI's taxonomy places the organism in Eukaryota, Viridiplantae, Streptophyta, Magnoliopsida, Rosales, Rosaceae. The record is from RefSeq and is a predicted model, not a curated record.